GGGAGAGAGGGAAGGGACAGAUAACAGCCCCGGUAGACCGGAGUACAUCUGUGAAGACGGAGCGACCCCAUCACUUUUCACCAAACCAGAAAAGUGAGUCAGAUGGAGGAAGAGGUGGUACAUUUGUCAAGGUUGUCCCGGGUUGCUGUGUGUGGUGGUACCCAUGGAAACGAGCUGUCCGGGGUGUACUUGGUUAGGGAGCUGCAGAAAACAGAGAAGCCUCUUGAGGAGGAGGACGAACUUGUCUCGGUGCUGGUGGUGCUGUCAAACCCGCGGGCUGUCCAGCAGUGUCGCAGAUACACCGAGACUGACCUGAACCGCUGCUUCACCCAUGCCACCCUCAACGGCCCUGAAUCAGACAAAACCCCGUAUGAGAUCACCAGGUCUCGGGAACUGAACUCUCUGCUUGGUCCCAAAGGAAGCCCCGAGGCGGUGGACCUCAUAUGUGACCUCCACAACACCACUGCCAACAUGGGCCUGUGCCUCAUUGCUUACUCUGAUCACGACUGGAUCUGCCUGCACAUAUUCAGAUACCUGCAGAGACAGAUGCCAGAUAUACCAGUGAGGUACAUCCACUUUGAUUUCCCCCCAAAAGAAGCAUACUCACUGGAGUCUGUAGGAAAACAUGGCUUUGCAAUAGAGAUUGGCCCUCAGCCCCAUGGUGUGGUGAGGUCAAACAUCUAUACAACGAUGAAAGCUGGUGUCCAGCAUGUGAUGGACUGGGUCCGUUUCUUCAACUCAGGUACUAUCUUUGAAGGAGGGUCUGUGGAAGUGUACACCAUGGUUAAGAAUAUUGACUACCCAAGAGACUCUGAGACUCACAGCAUCACAGCAGCCAUUCAUCCUCAACUCCAGGACCAAGAUUUCUGCCUCCUCCAUCCCAACGACCCCUUGUUCCAGACUUUCUCAGGAGAAACGCUGAGGUAUAAAGGGAAAGAACCUCUGUAUCCUUUCUUCAUCAAUGAAUGUGCUUAUUACGAGAAGGGGAUCGCGCUCUCCCUUGCCAGAAGGAAGUGUGUGAAGAUGCCUCCGAUCCAGGUGAAGACGGAGCUCGAGCACCAAGAGAACGAAUGGGAAUUUGCGUCGGAAGAGGAUGAGUGACACUGUGACCUUCAUAACUCUUGCCCUGGACAAUAUAUUUGCUAGUAUGACUCCCGGUGGACAAUACAGACUGAUGUG
Myripristis murdjan (pinecone soldierfish) is the source of this 1179-nucleotide messenger RNA. RefSeq names its product N-acyl-aromatic-L-amino acid amidohydrolase (carboxylate-forming) B-like. The transcript is spliced from 8 exons. The coding region runs from base 103 to 1101 and encodes 332 amino acids. The record is from RefSeq and is a predicted model, not a curated record. Gene Ontology annotation, molecular function: hydrolase activity, acting on ester bonds; aminoacylase activity. Gene Ontology annotation, cellular component: cytosol. NCBI's taxonomy places the organism in Eukaryota, Metazoa, Chordata, Actinopteri, Holocentriformes, Holocentridae.